Molecule: messenger RNA, 768 nt
Organism: Eremothecium cymbalariae DBVPG#7215
Lineage: Eukaryota; Fungi; Ascomycota; Saccharomycetes; Saccharomycetales; Saccharomycetaceae
Gene: RPS1B
Product: 40S ribosomal protein eS1
Exons: 1
Coding region: 1-768 (255 amino acids)
Biological process (GO): translation
Cellular component (GO): cytosol; ribosome
Molecular function (GO): structural constituent of ribosome
Source: RefSeq, a predicted model, not a curated record
AUGGCUGUUGGUAAGAAUAAGAGAUUGUCUAAGGGUAAGAAGGGUUUGAAGAAGAAGGUCGUUGACCCAUUCACCAGAAAGGAAUGGUAUGACAUUAAGGCUCCAUCCACUUUCGAAAACAGAAACGUAGGUAAGACCUUGGUUAACAAGUCUACCGGUUUGAAGAAUGCUGCAGACUUUUUGAAGGGUCGUGUUGUCGAAGUUUGCUUGGCUGACUUGCAAGGAUCUGAAGAUCACUCUUUCAGAAAGGUUAAGUUGAGAGUUGAUGAAGUUCAAGGUAAGAACUUGUUGACUAACUUUCACGGUCUAAGCUUCACCACUGACAAGUUGAGAUCCAUGGUUAGAAAGUGGCAAACUUUGAUUGAAGCCAACGUUACUGUUAAGACUGCAGACGACUACGUUUUGAGAGUAUUUGCUAUUGCUUUCACUAGAAGACAAUCAAACCAAAUCAAGAAGACUUCUUAUGCUCAAUCUUCGCACAUUAGAGCUAUCAGAAAGGUCAUCUCUGAAAUCUUGACCAGAGAAGUCCAAAACGCCACCUUGGCUCAGUUGACCUCCAAGUUGAUCCCAGAAGUUAUCAACAAGGAAAUUGAAAACGCUACCAAGGACAUUUUCCCAUUACAGAACGUCCACAUCAGAAAGGUCAAGUUGUUGAAACAACCAAAGUUCGACUUGGGUGCUUUGAUGACUUUGCACGGUGAAGCUUCUGGUGAAGAAAAGGGCAAGAAGGUCGGUGGUUUCAAGGACGAAAUCUUGGAAACUGUGUAA